Brassica napus (rape) is the source of this 1011-nucleotide messenger RNA. RefSeq lists its product as uncharacterized. Bases 1 to 858 code for a protein of 285 amino acids. Lineage: Eukaryota; Viridiplantae; Streptophyta; Magnoliopsida; Brassicales; Brassicaceae. Gene Ontology annotation, cellular component: nucleus. The record is from RefSeq and is a predicted model, not a curated record. The transcript has 8 exons. Gene Ontology annotation, molecular function: DNA binding. Gene Ontology annotation, biological process: DNA repair; DNA recombination; DNA replication.
AUGCUUACUCUUCGUGUGGAGAGUGAUGUAUCGGAUAACUCCACAUUACUGUUGGCAGGCAAGUUAUACUUGAAUGGAACAUCCGCUUCAAGGAUUUUCUUUGACUCUGAGACCUCAGCUGGAAAGGAUCGGCUUGAAAGACUACCAGGUGGUGGAGCAGACGAGACAGGGUCUUCAUCAAAGGUGGUUCAUGCACAAAAGAUUGAGCCUCUCACCAUCGCUGAGCUUAACGAGUUUGUUCUCUCUGCUGAACCUCAGAUCAUCGAAUUCCUUUGCACGGCUAAAGUAAUUGGGAUUCAGCUUGACGAUGGUUGGUGCUAUAUUGGCUGCUCUCUGUGUUCGAAGAAACUCAUCCGUGAGGAAACUUCAUUCAACUGUCCCUCAUGCAAUGAAACCAAUGCUGUAGCUGAACUGAAGUAUCGGGUAGUAUUUUCUGUUUCAGACCCGACUGGCACAUCGUCUUUCCUUGGAUUUGAUAAAGAAGUUGCUAAGCUGACUAAUGUGCUAGCUUCCGAAGCUGCGCAGAUUGUGGGGAUUGGUAUUAGUGCCCAUGUUGACACUGAGCUUCCUCGAACUCUCACUGUCAUUGUUGGUAACACCUACACUUUCCAGCUCAAGCUAACAGACUUCAACUUCACUGCAAACCACCAGACCUUCACCAUCUCACGCAUGUUUGCUGCACCAGAGAUAGCUCCCACCCCAAGCUUUGCUGAAGCCGAAGAGGUCCCUCAACCGGCAGUCUCUCAGACUGUGACACGAGGAUCUGCAGCCAAUGGUGCAAUUGGCAGCCGUGAGGCAGCAGAAGAGGAACAGUUUGCUAUGGAAGAGAGUGCCCAUAAGAAGGCACGUGUGGAAUAAGACCUUUUCCUAUAGCUUACAACUACGUUUCUAUUUUAUCAGUUUAUUUUCUCCAGUUUGAACUUUGCUUUUGUUUUUUUUUGCUUUUUUAUCUAAGACAAUGUCUCAGUGGUUAUUCGUUUUCAUUUUUAUCUAUGCAAAUCUUUUUCACGA